Xyrauchen texanus (razorback sucker) is the source of this 4129-nucleotide messenger RNA. Its product is annotated as sprouty-related, EVH1 domain-containing protein 1-like. Gene Ontology annotation, cellular component: membrane. Gene Ontology annotation, biological process: multicellular organism development; negative regulation of MAPK cascade. Bases 616 to 1881 code for a protein of 421 amino acids. Gene Ontology annotation, molecular function: protein kinase binding. The record is from RefSeq and is a predicted model, not a curated record. The transcript has 6 exons. Lineage: Eukaryota; Metazoa; Chordata; Actinopteri; Cypriniformes; Catostomidae.
UGGCUGCUGCAUCCUCGAGCCCAUCCGAAAUCACAUGAAGGUGGACAGAGAAAGAAAAGAAAAUGAGGACAGCGAGCACAAGGUGUGCGUGAAAGAAAGACUGUGUGCGUGCGUAUGUGAGUGGGGUGAGUGCACGUAUGUGAGUGAGUGAGUGUGUGUGUGUGUGUGUGUGUGUGUGUGUGUGUGUGUGUAUGAGAGAGAGAGAGAGAGAGAGAGAGAGAGAGAGAGAGAGAACGUGUGUGUGUGUUUGUUCGGUAAGAAGGGAAAUAAAAAGACGAGAGACCGGGGGGCAGCCAGCUCAAAACGGCGGGCAACACCGAGCCAUGGAGGGCGAUGUGCGUGUCCGAGCGGUGGUGAUGACACGUGACGAUUCUAGUGGUGGCUGGGUGCCCCUUGGUGGUGGCGGCCUCAGUCACGUGAUCAUUUGUAAGGGGCGGAGCUCUGAAGGCUGUGGGCGGAGAGAGUACGUCAUACGUGGCGAACGGCUUCGCGAUCGAGCACCUGUGCUGGAAUGCACCAUUCAAAAGGCAAUGGUCUACAACAAGGUGAACCCCAUCUUCCAUCACUGGUGUGUAGAGGAGAAGAAGUUUGGCCUGACCUUCCAGAGUCCAGCUGAUGCCAUCUCUUUUGAGAGGGGGCUUCAAAGUGUCCUUGAGAAGCUGGACAGAGGAUCUGACUCGCCAUCAUCCUCGACACCUGAAGAGGGCAAUACUGAGGAUGACGGCCAAGCAUCUGUCUCAGUCUCAUACAGGGAGUGAGUCGUCGUCCAACAGCAGAAAAGAGAUGCUGCCCAAACCCAUCACCAUUGUGACCAGCGAGUCCUCCUCUACCUGUUUUGUGCGCUCCACAGAGGAGUUUGCAUAUGGAUCAGGGCAUGCUGUUACAACACAGACCCCAACCCAGCUCCACGCCCAACCUGCCCAGCACCAGCUCACCCAAGUUACAGCAGUGUUGAACCCUCCAGCACCUUCUCCGCCUCCUCCAGCUCCCCCAACUCCUCCAAAUGUUCCCCCCGCUGCCUCUCCCCUCUCUCCACUCUCACCCACCAUCUCCCUGCUGGAGGAGGGUGACCUACACAGCCUCGAUCCCUGCAAAGACCUGUGGGGUACACGCGGUUAUGAGGACUACCGACGUGCCGGUGCUACACGGACCAAGGUGGGGGGGCUGACGGGGGGCGUGGUUGUGGAUGCUGGCCAGGACAAGUCGGAGCUUUGUGUGGUGCGCUUCGAGAAAGAACUGGCUGGUGUGGGAACCACAGGCUGCGAGGUCACCGUCAUGCUGGACGCCAAAGGCUCUCAGCAUCACUCUUCGCCCACUUGCAUGCCCAACGCUGUGCCCGGGGUGCCAUCCGCCAGUGGCUCCCCGCAGGAGACAGGCAAAGGCUCGCCCUCUCCAUGCUGCAUCCACACCUCGCUCGCCACGCCCCGCUCUCGGACUCACAAGCGAGGGGGCGGCACCGGCGCAGGAGGCGAAGCCAUCUCACCUGACGACGACAGCUCCUGCCCGCAAGGCUCGUCCUCCUGCUCGUCGCGCUGUGUGUACUGCCGUUCUGUAUUCAGCGCCUCGGAAAAUGGACGGGGCCGCUGUCGGGACGCUCCCGACCCGGCGCUACACUGCCUGCGCCAGUGGACGUGCGUGUGGUGCGCAGAGAGCUUGCUCUAUCACUGCAUGUCAGACUCAGAGGGUGAGUUCUGGGAGCCAUGCUCGUGUGAGGACUCGAUGGGCCGGCGGCCGCACCCGCUGUGCUGCGCCCGCUGGAUGGCGCUGUUGGUGCUGUCUCUUUUCGUGCCCUGCAUGUGCUGCUACCUACCCCUGCACGCAUGCCUGCGUUGUGGGGAGAGAUGCGGCUGCUGUGGAGGAAAGCACAAGGCCGUGCGAUGAGGCCUGAUAGGGGGAGGGAUUUGGGGAGGGAGGUGGGGCUUGUUUUGAUGGCGAAGGGAGCACAAAGACGUUGUCAUUCAAGAAACAGCUAUACAGCCAGAUCUCCUCCAUAAACCUUCGCAAUUAUAUCCCCUCCCCCCUUCGAGGCUGUCUGCUGCAUUCCGCUCUUUCUAUUUUUACCUGGACCCUUAAUGGUUGUACCAAUAGUGGGUGCAUGGGCAGAAGAGAUGACACCUGUGGUUUCAAAGUCUGAGCUCUCAGAUUUGCUGGUUUGUGGGGUCAUGGGGUCGUCUCUGGGAGGUGGGGAGUGAAUGGGUAUCAGUGAUGUGUAAACUGUUUCAAUUGUUAGUUUUCUUUUUUUAAUUUAUGGAGAAAAUAUGAGAUGAAAAAACAGAUGAUGUUUAUAGGUAUGGGUAUCAGACCUUUUAUGAGUAUCUUAUUUUACUUGAACUCUUGAAAGAUUUUCAAUAUUUUUUGAAUUGAUUUAAUGAACACAAUCCCCUUUUACCUCUAGUUUACUGAGUUUUACCUCAAUGUCCUGAGAAGAGGAAGACAGAUAGAGAAAAAGACACUGUGUGCUGUGGUGAGGUUUUGUAUAUGAACAGAUGAUAUUGUGAAGGAGAACAUUUUGAUGCUGUUAGUUUUGAUGCUUUUAGUUAAGAAUAGGGAACAUGAUUGGAUCCAGUAUAAUAUCAGACGCAGUCAAGGGGCAGUUGCACCAAAAUCACUUUCACCACAUGCUCAUUCUUCUGUCGAGAAUAUACAUGUAUUUAACUUGCCAGCAACCAAGAAUGUUGCCUAUUCUUCAAUUGUAGACCAAAAAAAAAAGUGGAACGAUAAUCUAGACCAGAAUCUGCCAAACAUUUGCUCAGCAAAUGUAAAGCAAGGCCUUGAAAUGUAGUUGUAUUCACCACCAAAUAUACAGUGCAAUUAGUAAUUAGAAAGAAUGAGAAAAUAUAAAUGAGCAAAGGAAUGUUGUGUAUGACAUAACACUUUGACUUUUUCUUUUAGUAUGGCAACAAUAGAAGUACUCAAUCAUUACCUAUAAUGGGUUACACUGCAUCUCAUGUGUGCUCUUGUGCCCUGUUACAGUGAAUAAUUUCGACCAAUCAGUUCAAACAUUGCCUGGUGUAACAGUAUGGACCUCAAAGUCUUUAGAAACAUUGCUUUAUAAUAUCUCAAAGCUGCUACUUCAGUUCCCAUAAUCUUGUCUUUACAUUCUGCUGCUACUAAUAAGUUAUUGAAAUCAGACACAGCCAUGUAGUCAAUUUGAUUUAGAAAGACAAUGUCCCUAAAUCAUCUCAAAGGAAAAAUAUCUAUGAUGGAAAAAAACUUCAACUCUAAAAUGCUUCUAUUUACUGUGUCAGGGAGUGUUACAUUGGAAUCAGUGUUGUAUUAAAUGCUGAUUUAAGUCACUUUACAAGUAAAAGUGUUUUAGGGUCACUGCAGGGUGAACCGCUUGACCAUUAAAACCUAAACACAUCACAUGCAUUGUAUGUCAUUGUCCAAUUUCAACCUGAACUCAUUUCAGUGCAUUUUCAAAGACACAUUUUCAAAUUCGAGAUAUGCUCUCACAUACUUUAUAGGCAGAAUAUUAGACAUGAGUAGAGAAACACUAAAUGACCCAAAACUAGCACUGGAAAAAGAUGAACUUUGAGAGAUGAGACCACCCUUGAGGGCCCAAGUCAUACAUCCUAUUAAUAAAUGUGCCUUUUGAUUUAUUUAACCAAUAACCUAUGAUUUCUAAGUAACAACGUACCUAAAACUCAUUCUCUUUUUUUGGGUUGUUUAUUUCUGCCAAUGUGCAUAUUUUAACAUGUAUGUAUCUAUUAGUUUGAAAAGUAAUCAAUGGAAAAUAUACCUGUUUAUAUAUUUAUUGAGAUAUUUAUUCUAAUUCUUUAUUUAUUUUUGGAGACGGGUUUUUAUUUUCUGUGCUGUCUUCUCUGACUUUGUGCCAAUUUGCUGCUUUGAGGUGUUACAUAUCGUGGGUUUGUAUCAUUAAUUAAACCCUAACUCUAUAUUUUAAUGAAAAGUUUGCACUUUGAAUCGUGUUUACAUGUUUUUAAUUCCAUGUGUUAAUGUGCAGCACAAUGCAUUAGUAAAGUCAUACUGGAAUACUUUCCAACAAAACUUUAUACAGGACCUACACAUAACCACCAAACCAGUGUGGGGUAGUGGAGUACAAGAAUGCAAAAGUGCAUUCAUAUACUCAUCGUUAAGAGGGUGAAUCUCACAAAAAAAAAAAAUA